GCGUGGCGCUGGCUUCCGGGUCCAGGCGCCGUGGGGUACCAGGAUCUGGGCGUACCGCAGGCCUAGGGCCUGAAAUCUGGGUUGUAGGGAGAAGGAUUCUCUACUCUGAAGGAGGAGUGGUGGGUGCCCGGACCACGAUUCUUUGGACCUGAGAUUCAGGAAGGGCACGCUGGCUUUGGCAUCGUGGGUUCCAGGCCAGCCGCCAUGCCUCCCUCUGGGCCCCGCAAAACGCUCUUCUUUCUCCUGCUGCCGCUGAGUGCCGCGCUGGCUGUCCCUCUGGAACGAGGGUCACCCGGCCAGAACAGCCCUGCCACGGAGAGCCCGGACACAGGCCUGUAUUAUCACCGAUACCUGCAGGAAGUCAUCACAGUGCUGGAGACAGAUGGGCACUUCCGGGAGAAGCUACAGUCCGCCAAUGCCGAAGACAUCAAGAGUGGGAAGCUGAGCCGAGAGCUGGACUUCGUCAGCCACCAUGUCCGCACCAAGCUGGAUGAGCUCAAGAGACAGGAGGUGUCUCGGCUACGGAUGCUGCUCAAGGCCAAGAUGGACGCUGAGCAGGAGCCCAACGUACAGGUGGAUCACCUAAACCUCCUGAAGCAGUUUGAACACCUGGACCCUCAGAACCAGCACACGUUUGAGGCUCGAGAUCUAGAGCUCUUGAUCCAGACGGCCACCCGAGACCUUGCUCAGUAUGAUGAGGCUCAUCAUGAGGAAUUCAAACGCUACGAGAUGCUCAAGGAACAUGAGAGACGGCGUUACCUGGAGUCACUGGGAGAGGAGCAGCGGAAGGAGGCUGAGAGGAAGCUGGAAGAGCAACAGCGCCGACACCGUGAACACCCCAAAGUCAACGUCCCUGGCAGCCAAGCUCAGCUAAAAGAGGUGUGGGAGGAGCUGGAUGGAUUGGACCCCAACCGAUUUAACCCCAAGACCUUCUUCAUACUGCAUGACAUUAACAGUGACGGUGUGCUUGAUGAGCAAGAGUUGGAGGCACUCUUUACCAAAGAGCUAGAGAAGGUGUAUGACCCUAAGAACGAGGAAGAUGACAUGCGGGAGAUGGAAGAGGAGCGACUGCGCAUGCGCGAGCACGUAAUGAAGAACGUGGACACCAAUCAGGACCGCCUCGUGACCCUGGAGGAAUUCUUGGCAUCUACACAGAGGAAGGAGUUUGGGGACACUGGGGAAGGAUGGGAGACAGUGGAGAUGCACCCGGCCUACACGGAGGAAGAGCUGAGACGUUUUGAGGAGGAACUUGCUGCCCGAGAGGCAGAGUUGAAUGCCAAGGCCCAGCGCCUCAGCCAGGAAACAGAAGCUCUGGGGCGCUCCCAGGACCGCCUGGAGGCCCAGAAGAGAGAGCUGCAGCAGGCUGUUCUGCACAUGGAGCAGAGGAAGCAGCAACAGCUGGAAGGCAAUGUCCCGCCCUCCAACGCUGAAGGACAUCUCCAGUUCCGUGCAGACACAGAUGAUGUUCCUGUCCCGGCUCCAGCAGGAGACCAGAAGGACGUGGAUGCUUCUGAAAAGAAGGUUCCAGAAGAGUCCCCCAAGGUGCCUCAGGUGGAUUCUCAGCAGCUAUGAUCUACCUGCCAGUGAACCCAGCCCCUAAAAAGCUGGCCAAUGGAAGCUUGGUGACCUGUCUUCCAGAGGAGGCUGGUACCUGAAUGAUGUCCUGGAAGAGGGGACAGGUGCCACACCCCACCAUGCUGCACAGGCCUCCCAUCUGCUGGUAUCAGAGCUCCUAGUCCCCUGGUCUUGGUUCUGUUCUUUGUCCCCCUCCACGGGGCCUGAUUUCUCUCUAGUCCACUUAGUUGCUGGCUGGAGAGGAUGAAGUCAGUGCUUGCUGUAGGCCUGCCUUCUGUCCCAGCUUGUCAGCUGACCCAGAUUCCACUGUGCCACAGUCCUGUUCCCAGAUCCUGUGGGUCACUCUUACUUUCUGCUAUCUAUGGAAACACUAACCUCAGUGUCCUGUAGAUGGCUGGAGGUCUUGGGGCCCGAUGGGCCCCUUUGGAUCCUUGGCUUCAGCUACUGCCUUGACAACCUCACCCUGACUGCCUGACUCCCAUCACCCUGUCCUAUGGCACCAGAAAGUACCCAGGGUGGCCCCAGCCCUCGCCCAGGUCCCAGUCUCUCAGCCCUGUGUGCGAGACCCUGGAGUUUGGUGGGCCUCAUCUUCAUCUGCAGUCCCUGCUGUGUCCUGCCCUGUGCUCCAGUUCCAUCCAAAUACAGCCUGGUGCAAAUAA
Jaculus jaculus (lesser Egyptian jerboa) is the source of this 2234-nucleotide messenger RNA. RefSeq names its product nucleobindin 1 (gene Nucb1). The record is from RefSeq and is a predicted model, not a curated record. NCBI's taxonomy places the organism in Eukaryota, Metazoa, Chordata, Mammalia, Rodentia, Dipodidae. Gene Ontology annotation, molecular function: calcium ion binding. Bases 205 to 1572 code for a protein of 455 amino acids. Gene Ontology annotation, cellular component: endoplasmic reticulum-Golgi intermediate compartment; extracellular exosome. The transcript is spliced from 13 exons.